Cryptomeria japonica (Japanese cedar) is the source of this 3381-nucleotide messenger RNA. RefSeq lists its product as uncharacterized. Gene Ontology annotation, cellular component: cytoplasm; membrane. The record is from RefSeq and is a predicted model, not a curated record. Lineage: Eukaryota; Viridiplantae; Streptophyta; Pinopsida; Cupressales; Cupressaceae. Bases 373 to 3195 code for a protein of 940 amino acids. Gene Ontology annotation, molecular function: metalloendopeptidase activity. The transcript has 17 exons. Gene Ontology annotation, biological process: proteolysis; cell adhesion.
AACAGAUUAAUGUGGCUUACCCUGGGAAGGCACAGGCUUAGAAGAAAAUACACAGCGGAGGACGCUUUUUGUUAUUAUUAUCAUUUGCCUCAGCACGUAUUUGUUAUUGUCCAGCUGUAUGGCAAUGCAGAAGAGGGCUCUGCUCAGGCUUCUAGUUGCGUGACAGUUGAUUUUAAUGGCUGUUCAGAGCAAGUUCUGGUUUCUUCUGUUAUGUUGCUCGAGUCCGUAAGGGUGGAUUUGAUAGAGUGUGAGUGAAAGAGUUAUUGUUUGCAGGGAAGUGGAUGGAUUUGGAUUUAUGGUGUGAGGUGUGUUGAAUAUGUUGUUUGGGGCGAAUUCUAGCCAGGUUGUUCUGAGGCUGUAGAAGACGCUGUCAUGGGAGUGUCUGAGAGGUCCUGGAUCCUUGGCUUGGCUAUAUUUAAGAUCUUAUUGCUACUGCUUUUGAUAGGAACAGUUGGUUGCCAAGCAGAAGGAGUUGGACUCCAAUGGCAAGUUUCUAGAACUGUUACUGAGACUGCUGAGUCACACUCAUGUAUUCAUGAUGACAUAUUGGAACAGAGACGCCGUUUGGGACGAAAAGAAUAUUCUGUGACUCCACAGAACUAUCAGGAUGGAUUUGUUUUUCCAGAACAUCAUAGGAAAGGUAGAAGCUUGCUGGACACUUCCAACCAGGAUUCUCAAUUGGAUACUGAUCGAAGGCAGCCAAUAAGAAUAUUUUUGAAUUAUGAUGCAGUAGGUCACUCUCCAGACAGAGAUUGUCGGAAUGUUGGAGAUAUUGUUAAGUUAGGUGAACCCCCAGCAAGCAUUAAUCCUGGUGUACCUCCCUGCAAUUCACAUUCUGAGCCUCCAGUUUUUGGUGACUGUUGGUACAACUGCACUGCUGAAGAUAUAUCUGGAGAGGACAAGAAGAAGCGGCUUCAUAAGGCUCUUGGUGAGACGGCAGCUUGGUUCAGAAGAGCUUUGGCCAUUGAACCUGUUAAAGGAAAUCUGCGUUUAAGUGGUUAUUCUGCGUGUGGUCAAGAUGGUGGGGUGCAAUUACCCCGUCAAUAUGUUGAUGAGGGUAUUGCGGGUGCAGAUUUGGUACUCUUGGUAACUACAAGGCCAACUACUGGGAAUACAUUAGCUUGGGCAGUGGCAUGUGAACGUGACCAAUGGGGCCGUGCUAUUGCAGGUCAUGUAAAUGUAGCACCUCGACACCUCACUGCCCAGUCAGAAACUUUACUUUCAGCAACACUAAUACAUGAGGUGAUGCACGUAUUGGGAUUUGAUCCUCAUGCAUUUACACAUUUUCGAGAUGAACGAAGACAAAGGCGCAGUCAGGUUGUCACUAAGUCCUUUGAUGCACAGCUUGGCCGAAUUGUGACCCGUGUUGUUCUUCCACGUGUUGUAAUGCAUUCAAGGUUGCACUAUGGGGCCUUCUCAAAAAAUUUUACAGGUCUUGAACUGGAAGAUGGAGGGGGAAGGGGCACAUCGGGAUCACACUGGGAGAAAAGACUUUUGAUGAAUGAAAUAAUGACUGGCUCUGUAGACACACGGUCUGUAGUUUCACCAAUGACACUUGCUUUGUUGGAGGACAGUGGGUGGUACCGGGCAAAUUAUAGCAUGGCAGAAGGAUUAGAUUGGGGCCGAAAUCAGGGAGUGGAUUUCAUUGUUGAGCCUUGCAAUCUCUGGAAGGGAGCCUAUCGCUGCAACUCAACACAUUCAUCAGGUUGUACCUACAACAGGGAAGCAGAAGGCUACUGCCCUAUUGUUAGCUACAGUAGUGAUUUACCCCCAUGGGCUCAGUACUUCCCGCAAGCUAACAAAGGUGGUCAGUCAUCCCUUGCAGACUAUUGUGCAUAUUUUGUUGCAUAUUCAGAUGGUUCAUGCACUGACACAAACAGUGCACGUGCACCUGAUAGGAUGCUGGGUGAGAUGCGGGGAUCUGAUUCCAGAUGUAUGCAAUCGUCAUUGGUUCGAUCAGGGUUUGUUCGAGGGACCUUAACACAAGGCAAUGGAUGUUACCAGCAUCGUUGUCGAAACAAAACUCUAGAGAUUGCUGUUGAUGGAGAAUGGAGAGCUUGUCUUGAAAAUGGUGGACCAAUCGAGUUUCCUGGUUUCAAUGGGGAGUUGAUUUGCCCUCCUUAUCAUGAACUUUGUCAUGACGUAGCUUUAGAUUUUCAUGGUCAAUGUUCCAAUUCAUGUAAUUUGAAUGGGGAUUGUAUUGACGGAAAGUGUGACUGUUUUCUUGGAUUUGAAGGAGGUGACUGUGCCACACGAAUUUGUCCCGCUGGUUGUAGUGGCCGUGGUAUGUGCACCUUAGCUGGCACUUGUGACUGUGAACCUGGUUAUACUGGAAUAGACUGCUCCACUGCUAGCUGUGAUGAGCAGUGCAGCCUGCAUGGUGGUGUUUGUGAUAAUGGAAUUUGCGAGUUUCGUUGCUCAGAUUAUGCAGGAUACACUUGUCAGAAUAGCAGUCUUUUGUUUUCUAGCUUGUCAAUGUGUGGGGAUGUGCUAGUCCAAGAGGCAGAAGGUCAACACUGUGCACCAAGUGAACCCAGUAUUUUGCAGCAGCUAGAAGCAGCUGUUGUAAUGCCAAAUUACAAUAGAUUGAUCCCUAGUAGCCGCACAUUGUUUGGUGUUUUAGAUAGCGGAUACUGUGCAGCAGCUGCUAAGCGCCUGGCUUGUUGGAUCUCCAUUCAAAGGUGUGAUCGAGAUGGAGAUAAUCGAUUACGAGUUUGUCAUUCUGCAUGCAAGUCAUACAAUGCAGCAUGUGGGGCUCGUCUGGAUUGUUCUGAUAGAACACUGUUCAGUAGUGAAGGUGAACAGGAAGGUUUUUGUACAGGCGAUGGUGGAAUUCGCCCUUUGUGGAUAGAGUAUUUUCGGACACUUUUAAUAUGUGGUCUACUAGUUGCAACAUCUUGCUUUCUCUGUGGAGUUAUUCGACAUGUUUGCCGAAAGUGUUUUGCAGCAGAAGAAAGAUUUCAUUUGCCUAGGCCAUAUGUAUUACUUGCUGGUGACCAAGUGCAAUAUUAUGCAUGGAAGAGAUUUUGUUCUCUGCAAUCGAUAACAAACUUUUUUGUGUACCAUGUUCCGAGGGUUCUUGGACAGAAAUUCAGAUACUUCCUCUUUGAAAACAUAUUUAUUGACUAUUUAAAAUUAAAGUGGCAAUCCUCAACGGAAAAGAAUGAGGGUGUCCUUCCACUGACAGGAAAUUGAAGGUGGGGACCGAUUGAACAAUCAGAAAAAAUCUUGUGCAGAUACAGCAUUGCAGCCCAUCAAAAAGCAGAUUGGGCGUGUGCUCCUUCAAAUGAUGUGAAUCAUGUAUUGUAUUUUUCAAAAAAAGAAAAGAAAAAGAAUUAUGACACUCUUGUAAAAAAAGUUCAGGAAGUUUUUUUGGUUUGA